Laccaria bicolor S238N-H82 is the source of this 660-nucleotide messenger RNA. RefSeq lists its product as uncharacterized. NCBI's taxonomy places the organism in Eukaryota, Fungi, Basidiomycota, Agaricomycetes, Agaricales, Hydnangiaceae. The transcript is spliced from 4 exons. The record is from RefSeq and is a predicted model, not a curated record. The coding region runs from base 1 to 660 and encodes 219 amino acids.
AUGUCUUUCCUCCUUCAACGCCGCUCCAAAGCAGCUGCACCCACCCCCGACCCCCCUGUGAGACAGCAAGUUCCAGAUAGCGGAGUAAUCCAAGCUUCGGUUUUGGUCGUUCCUCCAGACGGUUUGGUAUGCAAAACGGGGAUGAAGUAUGAGGAGUUCGACGUUAAAAGCCUUUCCCCAGAAACGUAUUUCGAUUACGAAAAAAUUUAUGGGGUGGUUCAAGUGGCGCAGUGCAAUUCUGGCGCCAUCAUCAUUGCCGACAUAGUUUCCGUGCCAAUGAAAGAUGAAGAACAAUUUAGACCAGAGACCUGGUACCUGUCAUUGAGGCAUGCAUGGAAAUAUCCUGUCAUUUGUGGUGAUGCUCUGUUGCUCGCUCGCUCAAAGGCCAAGGUCGAUCAGCACCAUAGUAACAGCGUCAUGCAGCCUGACAAAGAUUACAAAAGUUCCCGUUACUAUAAUAUAAAUAUGAAGUCAGGUGUCGUAGACGACGACCGAGAGGAGGAAUUCGGCAGUUCAUCAAAAAUGAGCUUGAGGGCGGACCGCGUUCGGUUGAUGACCCAAAAUACUACUACUACUAAUAUGGUAUAUAAAUAUGAAGUCAGGUGUCAGAAAUUUGCAACCGAUCAGCAUAAGCCUGCGCUCUUGAAAGGCGUUAUCUAA